GCAGCGCAGACGGUGCGCAGAUCCACCAGCCGCUUUCUGCGUGGCUGAACAUCCCACCCCUCCUCCUCCUCUUUCUUCUUAACGGCCGCAACCAUCUGCCGCCUCUUUUUGUAAUUUCUAACCCCGCAGAUUAUUUUCCUCAGACGUCUACUUGCACUUGACACGACCCAAACAUCGCUUCCCUCACGGAGAGCAGCUGCGCAAAGGAGCGGGAACAGAGGAGCGGGCACCGCGCAGGAGGAGAACCGGGCUGCCGCGUACAUGCAACCCGACGGAGCGGAUUUAAAUUAAGGACCGGAUAACAAGCAGCAACUCUGCAACCUUUGCUUAGGGAGGGAGGGAGAGAGGGAGGCAACUGUUUAGCAGAUCUUGGAAACCCUGGGUGAGGUGAGGGGAGGGAGGGAGGAGAAUGAGCUAUUCUUGUACCAGCAGAGGCAAUAGCCAGGACCCAUCAAACGCUAAUCCAGCCAGAACCACCGGAGGCACCGACGGCGGCACGGACAGCACCGGCAACGGCAGCCCGAAGCAAACGGCGGUGAUGAAAGUGAAGAAAGGCUGCAACUCGACCGAGGUGGAGGUCCCGGUGACCACGGAGGAGGAGCUGCUGGGGAGGACGGUGAUCACUCCGGAGGAUGUUCUGGGCUUGCAAAAGAUCACAGAGCAUUAUCUUUGCAGCCCAGACGAGAAUGUUUUCAACAUCGACUUCACAAGGUUCAAGAUCAGAGACAUGGAGACGAGCACAGUGCUGUUUGAAAUCACCAAGCCUCCGUCCACAGAUAAGUCAGGAGAGAAGAGGGAUAUCGACCUGAACGCCGGCCGUUUUGUUCGUUACCAGUUCACCCCUGCUUUCCUCCGACUGCGGCAGGUUGGAGCUACCGUCGAGUUUACAGUCGGUGACAUGCCGAUAGAAAACUUCCGGAUGAUUGAGAGACAUUAUUUCAGGGAGAAGCUGCUCAAGAGUUUCGACUUUGAGUUUGGCUUCUGUAUGCCCAGCAGCAAGAACACCUGUGAGCACAUCUACGAAUUCCCACCUCUGUCAGAGGACACCAUCAGAGAGAUGGUCCUGCACCCCUACGAGACGCAGUCUGACAGCUUCUACUUUGUGGACAAUAAGCUGGUGAUGCACAACAAGGCAGACUACUCAUACAACGGCGGGACGUAGAGACGGCGCCUUCACCGCAGGAGACAGGUGGCUUAAUGGACCAACCUGUGGGACAGUCAGAGGACAGCGUUGGCUUCAACUUCCUGUCUCUCUUUUGCUCUGUUUGUCUUUCUCCUGUUGAGACGACUCCAUUCAGCAGCAGAUGGGUUUGUGAUAAUCUGAGAGUGUGUUUGUGUGUAAGCGCACAGAAAUGCAUCUGAAGAAGCUGCAUACACACACGCACACACACCCACAUACACACACACACACACACACCCGCACACACACACACACACACACACACACACAUACAUGGACACAGACACAAAGUGUGUUUGUAACAUAAUAAACCAGCAGAAAAGUGAUGCUUACAUUUCAGAUGGUUUUUAGCCACGUCAUAAAAAAAAGUUUUCAAAUAAUAAUAGAAACUAUUUUUUUUAUUCAGGUACAUAAUGCUAGGAAUCAUAGAGCCUUGUAAAAGUAUUCAUAACUCUUGAAUUUUUUUCUGAUUUCAUCACAAAAUUUCUUUUUCCAGAAGUUAUUGCAAUAAAUGAUCAUAUUUUCAAGUAAGGGAAUUAAAAUGCAGGAACACAUUCUCAAAUAUCAAUAAACCUUUAGCACUGGAAAUGGAAAACAUCUUAAAAAUCCAAAAUAAAUAAACAAAGACAACAGCAACAGCAGUUAAAAUGAAUCAUGAAGUCUCUGUAAAUAAAAUUGUUCUUCAAAAAAAGAGCUAGUUGACGCCAAUGUAACCCACUGAAGACUUUUAUCAUCCAAUUUUUGGUAGAAAGAGAAAAAAUAAAAAAACAAUAAAAAACGAAAAUUCAAAUGAAUGAGCUUGUUUUAAUUUAUCAUGCAGUAAAUUGAUUUAUUGCUUAUUGCGACAGGCCUAAUCAGGAUUUUCUAUUGUAUUUCAUGUACAGCAUCAGAUUCAAAGUCAGAUUUGCUUCUGGACUUUGACUAGGCCAUGCCAACACAUGCUGCAGUUGUUUUGAUCUAACUGCAGCUGUAUGGUUGCACAAACUUGUUGCAAGCUCCAACAGGUUUUCUUUGCCACGGCCACGUUUCAUCAUGGGGUGAAACAUGUUAAAAAAAAGAUAUUAAAAAUAUUAUUUCCACUUCAAAACCAUCCGUAGAAAAUCCAAGUGAAAAUAUAAAGUAUGCGGUUGUAAUGGGACCAAAUGUGAACAAAUUCAACUAGUAAAAAUACUUUUUCAAGGCACUGUAGGAACAAAUCUCACACUUCUAAACGUGUGUUUUUAGGUCUUCAGUAACAGUUUUGGGAAGAUUGUGAUCAUUUGAUUCAAUUGGUGAUUUUUAAAAAAUCUAUGGAUGAGUGUGUCUGCUGCCAUUUUGUAUGAUUGUGUGCGUGUCUUUCUCCCUGUGUAAAAGUUUGUUUGAGGCAUGAACACCUCUCUGGUAAAAUAAAUAAUAUUAUUUAAAUGUCAGCAAUGUUCUAAUCUGCCUCCCAAAGGUCAAGUAGAUUUCCAGAAGCUGUUAGUUCAUUUCCUCCACAGUAAGCAGUGAUUAGUUUGAAGUUUAUGAGACUUAUUCUCCGUCUCGUUCUGUUCCUGAUUUGAUUGUCGACUUUGUUGACCUGUAAUAACUGUAGGCCGUGUGUAAGUGCUGUAUGUGCUCAACGUGCGACGAUUUUUACAGAGAAACUCGUAAAGGUGGCUGGUCUGAUCUGGACAGAAAUGCAUUUGUCAUCAGUGCUUUGGUUGUACUUUUAACAGCCUUGUGUUUCAUUGUUUGGUUUGAAGUGAAGUUUGUCAUCUCUCUGCAGGAAGAAUGAAAUUUACAAUUUCAGGCAAACUUUUGGUUUAGAAAAAUAUACAUUUGAAAGACGUAGCACAAUAAAAUAUUUAGGAUUUUUUGUUGUUGCGUUCAAACAAAUAAUUUAUUUCUCUUGAUUUCUGCCUCAUAGUCGUUUCUGUUAUUUUCACUUCUACAUAUUCCAGUGAUUUUGAGUGUGCUUCAUAAACUCCUUUUGUUUGAAGGAGAUCUGUCAUGAGAUGCCUCUAAACUGUAAUAUGCACACUCCAAUCAGAAAUAUCCAAACAAUUGUCUGAAUUUUAGGAGGGAAGGUGAUGGUUUUUACAUAUUUUCUGGUUUGAUGCAUUAUAUGUUUUGAUUAAUUGUGUUGUUGACUAAUUUAAAAUAUGUCUACAUGUUGGUUGAACCAGAGGAGUGAAGAGAAAGCAAUCAGUUGAAAGGAAACCAGAUGUGUCUUCAGAUCCUUAUAGAAGACACAUUUUUAUGUAAUUCACAUUGGCCCAGAUUCGUUUCUGGUUUAUUUAAUGUGGCAAAAGUUUAAAAAUGUGACGGGAUUUGACUGGGAAUUAAACUAAUUGACUUGAAUGUCUUGUUGGAACAUGUUUCAUAAAUAUAUAGAAGAGAUUUUUAAAUGACUUGUUGUGAGUCGUGCAAAUUAUUUUGAACUUAUUUAAAGUUUCCAGAUGUUUGUGAGACUUAAGAAAUGAACAAUAAAGAUUUAUUGGACUUUUUGAAGCA
This is a messenger RNA of Gambusia affinis (western mosquitofish), 3655 nucleotides long. It is a transcript of the gene unc119a2, whose product is annotated as unc-119 homolog b (C. elegans). Bases 410 to 1162 code for a protein of 250 amino acids. The transcript has 5 exons. Gene Ontology annotation, biological process: mitotic cytokinesis; negative regulation of caveolin-mediated endocytosis; nervous system development. The record is from RefSeq and is a predicted model, not a curated record. Gene Ontology annotation, molecular function: lipid binding. Lineage: Eukaryota; Metazoa; Chordata; Actinopteri; Cyprinodontiformes; Poeciliidae. Gene Ontology annotation, cellular component: spindle pole; spindle midzone; intercellular bridge.